Molecule: messenger RNA, 2745 nt
Organism: Balaenoptera acutorostrata (minke whale)
Lineage: Eukaryota; Metazoa; Chordata; Mammalia; Artiodactyla; Balaenopteridae
Product: catenin alpha-1-like
Biological process (GO): cell-cell adhesion; cell migration
Cellular component (GO): adherens junction; catenin complex
Molecular function (GO): beta-catenin binding; cadherin binding; actin filament binding
Source: RefSeq, a predicted model, not a curated record
CUUCCUGCACUUGCUGAGCUUGCCACAGAAAUGACUGCUGUCCACGCAGGCAACAUAAACGUCAAAUGGGACCCCAAAAGUCUAGAGAUCAGGACUCUGGCAGUUGAAAGACUGUUGGAGCCUCUUGUUACCCAGGUUACAACCCUGGUAAGUACCAAUAGGAAGGGGCCCUCUAAUAAGAAGUGAGGUCGUUCUAAGAAGGCCCAUGUUUUGGCUGCAUCUGUUGAACAAGCAACUGAGAAUUUCUUGGAGAACAGGGAUAAAAUUGCAAAGGAGAGUCAGUUUCUCAAGGAGGAGCUGGCUGCCGUAGAAGAUGUUCGAAAACAAAGUGAUUUGAUGAAGAGUGCUGCUGGAGAGUUUGUAGAUGGUCCCUUUUCUUCCAUGGAGCGUGGCAACCUGGUUUGGGCAGCUCGAGCUUUGCUCUCUGUUGUUACCCGGCUGCUUAUUUUGGUUGACAUGACAGAUGUCUACACAUUACUUGUUCAGCUGAAAGUUGUAGAAGACAGUAUCUUGAAACUGAGGAAUGCUGGCACUGAACAGGACUUGGGAAUACAGUAUAAGGCCCUGAAACCUGAAGUGGAUAAGCUGAACAUCAUGGCAGCCAAAAGACAACAGGAACGGAAAGACAUGGGCCAUCAUGAUCAGAUGGCUGCAGCCAGAGGAACCCUGCAGAAAAACGUUCCAAUCCUCUAUACUGCAUCCCAGGCCUGCCUACAGCACCCUGAUGUCGCAGCCUAUAAGGCCAACGGAGACCUGAUAUACAAGCAGCUGCAGCAGGUGGUCACAGGCAUUUCUAGUGCAGCCCAGGCUACUGCAUCAGCUGAGGCGUCCCCGCACCAGGGUGGAGGAGGAGGAGAACUGGCAUAUGCCCUCAAUAACUUUGAUAAACAAAUCAUUGUGGACCGCUUGAGCUUCCACAAGGAGUGCUUUAGGCCUUCCCUGGAGGAGAGCCUGGAAAGCAUCAUUAGUGGGGCUGCUCUGAUGGCUGAUUCAUCCUGCACACGUGAUGACCGGCAUGAGAGAAUCGUGGCAGAGUGUAAUGCUGUCCGUCAGGCCUUGCAGGGCCUGCUCUCAGAGUUCAUGGGCAACGCUGGGCAUAAAGAAAGAAGUGAUGCACUCAAUUCUGCAAUAGAUAAAAUGACCAAGAAGACCAGGGACUUGCAUAGGCAGCUCCGCAAAGCUGUCAUGGACCAUGUUUCAGAAUCAUUUCUGGAAACCAGCGUUCCACUUUUAGCAUUGAUUGAAGCUGCAAAGAAUGGAAAUGAGAAAGAGGUUAAAGAAUAUGCCCAAGUUUUCAGUGAACAUGCCAACAAAUUAACCGAGUUUGCCAACUUGGCCUGUUCCAUCUCAAACAAUGAAGAAGGUGUAAAGCUUGUUUGAAUGUCUGCAAGCCAGCUAGAAGCCCUCUGUCCUCAGGUUAUCAAUGCUGCAUUGGCUUUAGCAGCAAAACCACAGAGUAAACUGGCCCAAGAGAACAUGGAUCCUUUUAAAGAACGGUGGGAAAAACAAGUCCGAGUUCUCACAGAUGCUGUCAAUGACAUUACUUCCAUUGAUGACUUCUUGGCUGUCUCAGAGAAUCACAUAUUGGAAGACAUGAACAAAUGCAUCAUUGCUCUCCAAGAGAAAGAUGUGGAUGGGCUGGACCGCACAGCUGGUGCAAUUAGAGGCCGAGCUGCUCGGGUCAUUCACGUGGUCACCUCAGAGGUGGACAACUAUGAGCCAGGGGUCUACACAGAGAAGGUGCUGGAAGCCACCAAACUCCUCUCCAGCACAGUCAUGCCACAUUCUACUGAGCGUGAAGCGGCCAUGGAAGCCCUCAGCUCGGACCUGGCCCAGCCCAUGGAUGAGAACGAGUUUAUUGACGCCUCACGCCUGGUGUACGACGGCAUCCGGGACAUCAGGAAAGCGGUGUUGAUGAUAAGGACCCCCGAGGAGCUGGAUGACUUGGGCUUCGAGAUGGAAGACUUCGAUGUCAGAAGCAGGGCAAGCGUCCAGACAGAAGACGAUCAGCUGAUAGCUGGCCAGAGUGCCCGGGCGGUCAUGGCUCUGCUUCCCCAGGAGCAAAAAGCAAAGAUUGUGGAACAGGUGGCCAGCUUCCAGGAAGCAAAGAGCAAGCUGGAUGCCGAAGUGUCCAAGUGGGACGACAGUGGUAAUGGCAUCAUCGUGCUGGCCAAGCAGAUGUGCAUGAUCAUGAUGGAGAUGACGGACUUUACCCGAGGUAAAGGACCGCUCAAAAACACAUCAGGUGUGAUCAGUCCCGCCAAGAAAAUUGCUGAGGCGGGAUCCCGGAUGGAUAAGCGUGGCCGUACCGUCGCAGACCAUUGCCCAGACCCAGCCUGCAAGCAGGACCUGCCGGCCUACCUGCAGUGCAUCGCCCUCUACUGCCACCGGCUCAACAUCUGCAGCAAAGUCCAGGCUGAGGUGCAGAGCCUCGGCGGGGAGCUGGUCGUCUCCGGGGUGGACAGCGCCGUGUCCCUGAUCCAAGCCGCUAAGAACUUGAAGAACGCUGUGGUGCAGACAGUGAAGGCAUCCUACGCGGCCUCCACCAAAUACCAGAAGUCCCAGGGGAUGGCUUCCCAUAAGCUCCUUGCUGUGUCGUGGAAGAUGAAGGUGCCUGAGAAAAAGCCCUUGGAGAAGAGAGAGACACAGGAUGAGACACAGACCAAGAUUAAGAGGGCAAGUCAGAAGAAGCACGUGAACCCUGUGCAGGCCCUCAGUGAGUUCAAAGCCAUGUUCAGCAUCUAA